Messenger RNA from Miscanthus lutarioriparius, 3567 nucleotides. The record is from the annotation of a GenBank genome assembly. Lineage: Eukaryota; Viridiplantae; Streptophyta; Magnoliopsida; Poales; Poaceae.
CAGGAAAGGUGUGUACAGACCAAGGAUGGUCUAUUUUUCACCAUGCUGCCAAAAGGAGUUACGACUUCUAACAUUGUGUCACACAUUUCAGGAAGGCCAAGAAACUACAGGAUGUCAUCUGAUCUUCUAAUCCUGGGGUCGGAGGAGAAAACCACCAUGGCUGUCAGUGAAGGCCUCAAGCCGCUUGCUGGUUAUCUUCUACAGCUCAUAAAAGCCAACUUCAUCGCCUCUGGUAUCCCAACAGGCAAUUUGUUGAUGGAGAUGACUAUUGGAACGAGGGAAUUUGCACUCUCUCAGAAGUACCACAAGGAACUCCGGUUGAAACAAAACGACUACACAAAAGUGCAUGAACUUCUCGAGCAUGUUUACAUGGACCAACAAAUAUCAAACACUGAUGCCUCUGGAGAAAUGCUUGGCAGAAUGAUCCCGCCUGAAUAUCGAAUGUCUCAGCGCCAAGAUACCGAAGCAGCAAAAAUGGCGGUGGUACUAGAUGCUUUAGCAUCCUACCUCCAAGACAUGUUGUUGGAGAUGGCUAAAGAAGAAGUGCAUCUGCUCUUAGGUGUUCCCGAUGAGAUAAAAAAGAUGGGGAUGAAGCUUGGGGACCUUAAGAGGUUCCUUGCCGAUGCAGACAAGAGGAAUAUCAGAGACGAGAGUGUGAAAUCAUGGGUGAGAGAGCUUAGGAAUGCCAUGUAUGAUGCUACCAACAUCCUUGAUUUGUGCCAGCUCAAGACGAUGGAACGGGGUCGAAGCUGUGAUAUGGGCUGCUUCAAUCCCUUGCUCUUUUGCAUGAGGAAUCCUCUCCAUGCUCAUGACAUCGGUAAUCGCAUAAAAAGUCUUAAUGAGAGGCUAGAUGACAUUGAGAAGCGUAGCAAAACCUUCAACUUCAUUAACCUUGCAUCUUAUGAGGACAACACAAAAAAGGUAGAAUCCUCCCUUCACGCUAGGCGUGAGACAACAGGGGGGGAUGAGUUAGGUGUGGUUGGUGAGAAGAUUGAGGAGGACACAAGAAAUCUUGUGGAUUUGCUCACGAAGAAGGACAAAAAUGUACAUGAACACAAAAAUGUUAUGGUUUAUGCUAUUGUGGGAGUAGGAGGGAUUGGCAAAACCACCCUUGCCAAGAAGAUCUUUAAUCAUGACUCUAUCAAACAAGAGUUUCAAAAGAGAAUAUGGUUGAGUGUCAAUCAAAAAUUUAGCGAUGUUGAUCUAUUAGAGAGAGCAAUCACUGGAGCAGAAGGAAGCCAUCAAGCACCAAGAAACACAAAGGACACACUAGAGCGAACCCUUAAGGAAGCCGUGGAGGGGUGCAAGACCUUAUUGGUGAUGGAUGAUGUUUGGGACCACCAUGCAUGGGAGAAGGUACUCGAGCCUCCAUUAAUAAACUCACUUGCUCGUGGAAGUUGUGUUCUCGUAACAACGAGACAUGACACGAUCGCUCGAGGCAUGAUAGCGGAGGUGCCCUACCACCAUGUCGACAAACUAGAAGAAGAAGAUGCCUGGUCUUUGCUCAAGAAGCAGGUGGUUGGAAAUGAAAACAAUGAUGAACCAAAGGUUGAUGCAUUGAAGGACAUUGGAACGUCGAUUAUAGCAAAAUGUGAUGGUUUGCCUCUCGCAGUCAAAGUAAUAGGAGGCCUUCUCCGCCAGAAAAACAUAAGGCGAAGCGACUGGAAAAAUGUCCUAAAUGAUUCUACAUGGUCAGUAUCUCAAAUGCCUGAAGAGCUAAACUAUGCAGUAUACCUGAGCUAUCAAGAUCUGAACCCUGAGUUAAAGUCUUGCUUUCUGCACUACGCCCUCCUCCCAAAGAACACGGUGUUCUUGUAUGAGCAAGUUGUUGCCAUGUGGAUUAGUGAAGGAUUUGUUCAUGGAAACUCACAGGAUUUGGAAGUGUUAGGAAAAGAGUACCAUGACCAGUUAAUAGCUAGGAACCUUCUAGAGCCUGAUCAAGGGUACGUAGACCAGAUAGUUUGCAAUAUGCAUGAUGUUGUUCGCUCGUUCGCUCAAUAUUUGACUAGAGAUGAAGCAUUGAUAGCUCACAAAACUGAGCCUGGCCAUACCAAUAACAUUAACCCACAAAAUGUUAUUCGGUUAUCACUAAAAUCCAAAGAAUCAGAGUCAAAUGAGCUAGAGUGGAGUUCUCUACAAGCACAUAUAUCACUGCAAACACUUAUUUUAGUUGGGGAAACAAAGAUCAACCCAGGUGAUUCACUGUCAUCUUUUCCUUGUUUGCGGACCCUACAUAUAGAAGAUGGGAAUUUUGAUGCAUUGUCUGAAUCUUUGGUCCAACUCAAACACUUGAGGUAUUUAAGCCUUCUUGGCACUAACACAUCUAGGCUGCCAAAAAAAAUAGCCAAGAUGAAAUUCUUGCAGUGCAUUGACCUUUCUUAUUGUAAAAGUUUGAUGAAGCUUCCUGCUGGCAUUGGAAUGUUACGACAGCUGAGGUAUCUAAGCCUUGUUAACUCAGGUAUAAAUAAUAUACCCAGGGGUUUCAGUGGCCUAACUAAUUUAAGGGUAUUGAAGGGGUUUCCUGCCCACGUGGAGGGUGAUUGGUGUAGUUUGGAAGAAUUAGGACCUCUUAACCGGCUCAUGCUUCUUCGUAUACAUGGCCUGGAGAAUGUAUCUUCUUCCUCAUUUGCUAUAAAAGCCAGGCUUGGUGAAAAGGUGUGCCUCAGCUAUCUGGACUUACAGUGCACUAGUAGUAGUGGAGGUGCUCACCGGUUGGUGAAACAGGAAGAGCAGCAACACAUCGAGAAGGUGUUUGAUGAGCUCUGCCCUCCGCCUUGCUUAGAAAAUCUUGCAAUCAAAGUGUACUUUAGUCAACGACUUCCACGGUGGAUGACGUCGACAGCAAUUGUGUCCCUUGGAUGCUUGAGGAUUCUAUUCAUGGAAGACUUGCCUUAUUGCACAGAGCUACCUGAUGGCUUGUUCCAGCUCCCCAGCUUGGAGUUCCUACAGAUUAGAAGCGCCCCAGCCAUCAAGCAUGUUGGGCCAGAGUUCUUACUACCACACCAUCAUGAGCACCCAAGCGCUAUGGAGAACUUUGGUUCUGGUUUGGAAAUUAUUGUGGGUGAAUGUCCUAGCCUGGAUAGGAUCAGCAAUCUGCCAAAAUUGCAGGACCUCGGGAUCAUAAGAUGCCCAGAGUUGAAGGUAAUAGAGGGUUUGCCUGCACUUCAGAAACUCUGGCUGGAGGACUACGACAUGGAAACACUCCCUGGAUAUUUGCAGGACGUAAAGCCAAGGCAUUUGGAUCUAGACUGUGAUGUCCUGUUGCUCACUUCCAUAGCUAAAGGAAGAUCUGGCCCUGAGUGGGACAAGUUCAGCCAUAUCAAGCAGGUCAAUGCAUAUGCAGAUGAUGAUGACAACAACAUUGAAAGGAAGUGGUACGUGAAGUACACAGGCGAUCCAUUCAGCUUCAAGACAAACAUCAACGUCUCUGCUGACGCUUCAGGUGGAGUGCCGCAUGGACAAAAAGCAGCCUUGGAGGCUGGAGCUAUCAUCGCUUCGGCGGAAGAAGAAGCAAUGGAGCCGAUUACUACGCUGCGGGUCGUCAGAAGUUGGACACUGCAAAUGUGA